AUCAUCUUUCUACCUCUUCAAAUCUGUGGUAUUUUCAGUCAUUUUGAUGUAUAACACAAGAAUGUAUUGUUAAACAAUGAUUCAAAUGAUAAUACUCUUUCUUACAUUGUAUUCACUGGUUUAAACAUGUUUCAUUGGUCUUAUAAAGUACAAAUCACCUUUACUGGCAUGAUAAUGGUUCAGUCAUGAUUUGUUUGGUCCAUGUCAAGAUAGUGAUAUUCCUGCACUGACUGAUGAUUCCUACCUCAACCCAACAUUACAAUCCUAAUCCAACUCUGACAUAUGAAUUUUUCUUCCAAAGAUACUGUAUAAACAAAGUCCCAAACAGGCACAGAAAGGUCAGAGGUUAGUAUUUUGUUACCCUCUGUAUCAGUACACCAUGGCUGGAGUUAUUAAAUGGUCAGCUGCAUCACAGCUAACCACCCACCACACUAAAUGUUCACAAUUUACAGAACAGAACAUCAUUCUUGGCUUUGUCCCAGUAUCCUCAUCAAGAUGCUUGCAAUGACUGCUAGCAUUCCCAGCCACAAAUUGUGAUUUCACCACAAACAACAAUAAAUAUAAGUGUUUCCACAGUGAAGUUUUAAUUAGUUUGAAAGCCACUGGGUUUUAGAACAGAAUGAGCUUCAGUGUGAAAUAUCACAGGACUCGCUGGCCAAAUCAGUAAAAUACAACACCACUUCAACACUUAAUGUUGGACUUCAAUCAAUAAUAUUAAUGAACAUUGCAGUAAUCAACAUUAUUUCCUGAAAGUGUACAACGUGACUCAUAUUACCUGAGAACAGGCGAUCGAAGAAUAUUUUGUCACAACUAGAGAAAUAUUUCAACCAAUUUCCCAUUUGGCACUUUCCAAGGGUAAUGAACUGGUGAGUAUAAAAUCAUUUGCACAGGAUGGAUGAAAAUUAUUUAAAGCUGUCAGUAAAUACAGACGUGGUGUGCAAAACCUGGGUUUACAGCUCUUUAUAUACAGUCUAUGGUUUAUACGACCACAACGCCGUCCCCUCAGAAUAAGGUAAAGAUGAGGCCUAAUAUGAAUAUAAAUAUGAAUAUGUACUGUAUAUUAAAAGGUUAUAAAUGUACAUGGUAUAUUAAGGUUUUCUGUACACAAACAGUCAAGUUCAUCCUUUUCAUCUCCCCUUCGCCAAAGUGUCGAAAUAGCGCCAUCUGCCCCGUGACUCAAUAAAUGUGGCCAAAAAAUGGUAUUGUGGCUUUUGCUACUUCGGCUGUUGCCAUGGUAACGAGUACCACGCUGGAGAUGGGGAAGCAUUAAAACAAUUUGUUGGACAAUUAAUCUAAAAACACUCGUCUAAAGAGAAGAGAACAGGACUCUUAAACUACAAGUAGCUUACAAGUUAAACAGGUAUUUCUCUGUUCAGAGCCUAUUUGUGUUCCCACAGAAAAAAUAAAUAUUGAAAUUUAGAAAGGCAAAAAGGUUCUGAAACGCAGUGGACACAAUUACGCCUACAUGGGCGCAUACUAAAUGGUAGCAUAAAUAUAAAAAGAAAAAGUUAUAAACCUUUAAUGUUAUAAAAUAUCUUACAAAUGGGAUUUGGGAAGAAUAUGAAAUACUUUGUUUUUGACCAUGUUUUUUUUCUGUAAAAUCUCUAAAAAAUGUUUUUUUUUAAAUUUUAAAAUGCUAAAAUGCGCUCAAGUAAACAACCAAACAAACAAACAAACAAACAAACAGUAUUUUUAAGACUUCUCUUAACAGCAGUAAUGGGGCCAAUCAGAGAUCAGAUCAUAGAGUGUUGUAUUAUUAAUGCAACGUUUGCCUGAAGAGAGGGGGGAAAAGCUACAGUGAAAAACUUUUGAAUUCUUCCUUUCCACAAGUGGUUCAGUCUAACCUGAUAGAUUUUACACCGUAAAACCUAUAUAAAUAAAUAUCAUACAGUACAUAACGUAGGUACCUGAGUGUGACUGUCCAACCCAGAUAAUCUGCCUAAAUCUGGAUGUUGAUUACCUCCCUCCAACAGGCAUGUGUGUUAUCUGGAGUACAGCAGUAGGCCCUUUUGGCUCCUGUUCCAACUUCAGUCAGCCUGCCUCAGCCCUGCGCAGUCAACCGUCAGCAGCGCCACUGGGUGCAGGGAUAUCCCGAUGAAAGGGGAGACUGUUCGGGGUAAGUGUGACAUCUCUACCGGUGAACUCCGCUCCGUAUUCGUUAUCGCGUUUAUCUGCAGUCUCUCCGUGCGCUAUUGUCAGGCGUGAAGCUGCAAGCGGAACAGUUUUGCUUUUGCUUGUUUGGUGACAGAGACUGGCCAAAGGCCCGGUGACCCACAUUCUUAUCUAAUGCUGCAUGUUAGCUAGCUAGCUCCGGCUAAAAGUGGGUUGACAUACAUACGGUACGUUGUUGCAGACGAGUUGAACGCUCGCUACACUGUAAAGUCGCAAGCCAGCGGAAAUAUAACGGCUGUCUAAUUUUCCACGGAUAAAGGUGCUUUGACAGUGUGUGCCCCAUGUCGCAGUGAAGAAUUCAGACGAGUUGACUACAGAGCUAUCUGUCAUGAGGUGAAGCAGCUACCUAAUCAAUCAUCACUCAAAGACAAAAGACUCCAAUGUCGCUGCCAUGUGCCACACUCACGUCCGAAGCAGACGAAAAACUCAGCUCCUUAAAGAACUUUUUGCAAAUUUUUACCCUUUGAUCGAGGACACUCUCAGUGACUCUCCUCUAGGACUCCAAGAGCUCCACCACCACAGUGCAUCCACUCAGACCCCGCCUUCAUCCAGCAGCACCUUCCUCAUCCUCUCACAGGACUGGCUGUAAGGUUCAUUCACAAAUGUCUACCUCACGAUUAAAAGAGCCCUCUCCAACACUGCGACCCUGAACAGGAUACAAAAUGACCUCAAGCAUUGACCGGGAUGACAGCAGUAUCUUUGAUGGGUUAAUGGAAGAAGAUGAAAAGGACAAAGCAAAACGUGUGUCCCGUAACAAGUCUGAGAAGAAGCGCAGAGACCAGUUCAAUGUCCUCAUCAAGGAGCUGGGUACCAUGUUGCCGGGCAACACCCGGAAAAUGGACAAGUCCACUAUUUUGCAGAAGAGCAUCGACUUUCUGCACAAACACAAGGAAAUUGCUGCUCAGUCUGAGUCAACUGAGAUCAGACAAGACUGGAAGCCUCCUUUUCUUAGUAAUGAAGAGUUCACUCAGCUGAUGUUGGAGGCAUUAGAUGGAUUUUUCCUUGCAAUCAUGACUGAUGGGAAUAUAAUCUAUGUCUCUGAGAGUGUGACGUCCCUACUAGAACACUUACCUUCUGAUCUUGUUGAUCAGAACCUGCUGAACUUCCUGCCCAUGGGGGAGCAUUCAGAUGUGUACAAAGCUCUGUCCUCUCAUAUCAUGGAGGGAGAGACACUGACACCUGAAUAUCUGAAAACAAAAAAUCAGCUUGAGUUCUGUUGCCACAUGCUCCGAGGGACUAUCGACCCAAAAGAGCCCCCUGUGUACGAAUAUGUCAAGUUCAUUGGAAACUUCAAGUCCCUGAAUAAUGUGCCUAACUGUAGCCGAAAUGGUUUCGAAGGAGUGAUCCAGCGAUCGCUUCACUCCGCUUUUGAAGACAGAGUGUGUCUCAUAGCAACUGUGAGGCUAGCCAAACCACAGUUUAUCAAGGAGAUGUGCACUGUUGAAGAGCCUAAUGAGGAAUUCACAUCCAGACAUAGUUUAGAGUGGAAAUUUCUCUUCUUGGACCACAGAGCUCCACCCAUCAUAGGUUACCUCCCAUUUGAGGUACUGGGUACAUCAGGAUAUGACUACUACCAUGUAGAUGACCUGGAGACACUUGCCAAAUGCCAUGAACACUUAAUGCAAUACGGCAAAGGAAAGUCCUGCUACUACAGAUUCCUCACAAAAGGGCAGCAGUGGAUUUGGCUUCAGACCCACUACUACAUCACCUACCAUCAGUGGAACUCCAGACCAGAGUUUAUUGUCUGCACACAUACUGUUGUCAGUUAUGCUGAAGUAAGAGCAGAACAGCGCAGAGAACUUGGAAUUGAAGAAUCACCACCUGAGAUCACAGUGGACAAGCAGUCCCAGGAUUCAGGCUCCGAGUCCCAGCUCAACACUUCCAGUCUGAAGGAGGUUUUAGAGCGCUUUGACCAAAGCCGGACGCCCUCUGUCUCAUCUCGCAGCUCGCGCAAAUCAUCACACACCGCUGUGUCUGACCCAGCCUCAUCACAGAUGAAGCUUCAGGGAGACCGGAGUACACCGGGUCGCCAGUCUGUCUCUGCUGUGGAGAUGACAUCACAACGUAGAUCAUCUAUCAGCAGUCAGCAGUCAAUGAGCUCCCAAAAUACAGGACAGAACAUGACUCCAUCCAUGGUUUCCCAACAACAGCAACAGCAGCAGCAGCAGCCUCAGCCUCAACAACAAGUUCAGAACAGUGGACAAUCAAUGGUGCAGUUCUCCAGCCAGUUAGAAGCCAUGCAGCACCUGAAAGAGCAGCUGGAGCAGAGGACCAGGAUGAUCGAGGCCAACAUCCAGCGGCAGCAGGACGAGCUGCGGCAGAUCCAGGACGAGCUGCAGAGGGUUCAGGGACAGAGCCUGCAGAUGUUCUUGCAGAAAGGGGCUGGAGGUCUAAAUCUAAGCUCAGUUCAGAUGGCUCAGGGGAACGCUGUGCAGCAGGGGGGGACGCUCAGCAUGCAGGGCCAGGUGGUCUCUGCAGGGCCUCUACAGAACAGCAUUCAGCAACAACAUGCUGGCCAGCCCCAGUCCCAGCAACAAACACUCAUGCGGGAACAGAGCACAGCACUCUCACAGUCUCAGCGGUCGUCUCUCACUCUGCAACCUCAACAAAACUCACUGCCUGUGUCUCUCUACAACACAAUGAUGAUCCCUCAGCAAAGCCCUGCUAACGUGGUCCAGAUUGCCACUAGCUUGGGACAGAAUACUGGACCCAACACUCCUGCAGUGGCAACAUUUGCGCAGGACCGCGCUGCACAGAUUAGGUUUCCUGCUGGUCCUCAGCUGCUCACCAAGCUAGUGACAGGACAGAUGGCAUGUGGGGCAGUCAUGGUUCCUACAACCAUGUUUAUGGGCCAAGUGGUGACGGCAUUUGCUCCUCAGCAGGGCCAGACCCAGACCAUCAGCAUUUCCCAGCAGCAGCAGCAACAGCAGCAGCAGCAGCAGCAGCAACAGCAGCAGCAGGACCAGCAGGUGCAGCAGCAGUCACAGGUCACAGCCAUGCAACCAGGGCAGGCUCCACUGGCCCAGCAGCAAACACAGUUCCUACAGGCUCCUCGGCUUCUUCAUGGAAACCAGUCCACCCAGUUGAUCCUACAGGCAGCGUUCCCUUUGCAGCAGCAGGGUACCUUCACUGCCACAAACCAACAACAGCAGCAACAGUUACAACAGCAACAACAGUUACAACAGCAACAGCAGUUACAACAACAACAUCAACAGCAGCAGCAGAAGCAGUUACAACAGCAGAAACAGCAACUUCAGCAACAGCAACUGGCUCCUCACAGAGCAGAUAGUUUGUCUGACCGCUCCGCUCCGCAGCCACAGUAGCUGACUACAGCCAGUCGGAGGUGGAGUGAGUCAGACCCAGGUGUGGGUGUUUUUGUGACGGGGGUCCAAAGAGGAGUUCUGCCGAAGUGCAGUACUGAGACCAGGCCUCAAAGGCAUCAUGAAGUGAAUGGGUGGGAAUGCUGUAGCUUCCCUUCCCUCACAAUAAUCUUUUGCUGUUUGCACUGAACUCAUGAGCACAAAGUGCUGCAGAGACCCCAGGACUGGGCUCUGGCUGUUGGCUUUGGCUCUGAGUCGAAGCCUUUUCUCCAAGAAAACAGGGAGCCACCAUCCCUGUUAUGGACGUCUCCCUCAUACCCCUCCCACAGCCCUCUCCGUGUGUGUUUAGUGUGCCUGUGUGUGUGUGCGUGCUCUAGUCACCCUCACAGGAUUAUUUUAUGCAGAACUCUCCAGUUAAUGCAGUGAAGCUUCUAUCAGAGCUUCAAGGACGUCCUGCAGUACAGCCAGAUGCUUGUUUGUUUUGGAUGUUUUCUCCUAUUCUUGUUUUUCAUGUAAAAAUAAUUAUGGGUCAGAAAAUAUUUUUAAGAAUGUGGUGUAGAUUGAACUUUUACUGUACAGAACAUCAUGUGUAAUAUAUAAUGUAAAUAUAUUGAAAAAGAAAGAACUAAUAUUUUAUAUGAUGCAUGAAAUGAAAUGCGUAGUCUGUUAUUUGCAGCUUUGAAUAUGCUUUUUUUCUAGUACUCAAAGAAAAAAAGAUGUUAAAAUGCUCAGUGGCUGAUAUUUUCACAGACUUCCUUUCUCCUAGGGGAUGUGUUUGUUUGCGUGUCUGCAUAGCAGACAAUGUUGAUGCUGCUUGUUGUGUCACAGUUUGUUUAAUCCUUGACCCACAUUUUCACAGAAUUUCAUAAAACUGUCAAAUAAUAGACAUGUUUUAAAGUAUUUUUAAGCUUUUUAAGAUGUGCUUAAAAUCUGCACACUAAAGACUCUAAAUUCAGCUCGAGUCAGAUAUUGUCAACGAAAUAAAUACUACCAAGGUUAAGCUAAACAUGUAUGCAACAGUAAGAUUUGCCAGCAUAAUCCUUCAUAUCCUUAUCUCUUAACUUUUAGCACUUCUGCAUAGAUCCCUCGGUUUCACAGCUAUCCAUUAAGCCUGUAUGGCGACUGAAGGCACUUUAUUUCAUCUAUAAACAUUUAGCCCUUAAAAUGUAUGAAAAUUUUACAAGACCUAAAAUCACAAGUAAAAAGUCCUGUUUACCUGUCGCUAAUAUUCUCAGACUGAGCUUGAAUGAAAUGAUUUGUGCCAGCGUAGGGGUAAUCAAAUGAUUUCCUCCUCAGCAUGCUGAUCAUCCAUCCAGUCUUUAGCUAUUCAUCUGUGUCAGCAGGGUACACAGAGCAGCCCAAGCGCCAUCCUCCUGUCACCACUGUGCCAGCUCUGAGUUAGCCCCACAUCACCUAACUAAGUCUUGGAGAAGCAGUGGCUCGACUCAGAGGUCCGCUCAUAUCUCUGAGCUCUUUGCACUGUCAGGAAGAGAGAGGCCAGUCACCCCACAGAGAUCUCAUUUAGUCUCCUUGCAUCUGCAAAUUCGUUCUUGUAGUUACUCAGUGCUUAGUGAGAAGUGGUUAGAAUGAAGUUUGUUUCAUGGGCACUUUGCUUUCUGACUCUAAAGCAGUCGCACUAUUUGAGCUCAUUCAUCUAAAGCUUACUGCAGUUUUCUACAUGUUCUCUCACCCUCACUUAAGCCUGAAACAACCUCCUGGGGGCAAAGGAAACCAACACUGACAUAUUAUGAACCUUUAAGUUAGAAUAGCGAACUUGUUAGCAAGCAGUUGCCUGUUUCGUGUCCAGCAGACACAGAGCAGCAUUAGCAUUUAUUUGGAGUCAUGUCUCUGGCCACCUGAUGGAUAUAAAUCCACUAUUCAGUCUCUUUUAGCUCUGUUUUUGAUCUCCACCAACUCCUGAGGGAAAUAUCUAUGUCUAGCCGCUUAUAAAAUAAUAAUGAAAUAGGAUUCCUAUAGGAUACCAUGGUGGUACCAUGGUAUAUUCCUAUAAGGCCAAAUCAAACAAAGACACAAGAAGUCAGGUUUUGAUUAUGUGCUACAGAGACGCUGCUUCAGAGUUCAGCAGUCGGAGCAGAAUCCAUCCUAAAUUGGAGGUACUGUAUAUGCUCCCAUGAGCUGUCAUUACACCUGCCUUAUUUUGUACCAUUUGAAAAUGGGGAUCACCCUCCCGCCCGCCGAAUCAAACUCCUCACUCUUAAACUCAUGAUAACAUUGAGGAGAUCACGGUGUCACUGCAGACAGAGACCUCCACCAAGACCCCGCCCCACCCCACCCCACCCCCUACGCAGUCUGGUUUAGCAGCCUCCUCACCAUCUGAUCUCAUUCACCACCAGAUGGUAUCAAGCUGACAGGCUCAACACAUGGUCACAGGUCUGGUCAAAUACGUGCCGAGGCAAUUUUUGGCCCGAGGUAUCUGUCUGGUGACACCAUGGGUGCUCAGAGGAUGCAUCUUCUAAUGUUUGAAUAUUGUGUUCUGACACUGCUUUUUCCACCAUGUCACAUUGAAUUCUGUCUCUUUUCUUAUAGAGAUCUUAACAGAGUGGGUUGUAUUCAAUUGCAAAUCAAUCUCAUUUCACACCCUCACUUUUAGGCACUGAAUGAGUAAAACAUUAUUCAUCCACUGUGCAAACUGAGAGCGAUGCACCAUAGAAGUCAUGUUUGGUUUAAGUCUAGCCUUGAGUAGCAGUGGAAACGGCUAAUAAUAUCCCUCAUUUGUGGCUUAUUGCUUUGGAAUACUGUAUUGGACCCGGGAGCUGGCACACACAGAUAGCCUUUCCAACAGGUUAAAGUGGCUCAGUUUGGGUUUGUCAGGGAAGAAAUGAUCUGUCAGGAGAGAAAUUAACUAUUGCAUGUAACAGCUGCUGUUUUGACAGUGAUAUGUCCUGAAGCCCAGCUCAGUUUUAGUGCUUGAACAUGUAGAAAACUGGCUUUGAUAAGAUCUUCUACCAUUCAUUACUAGUUAUCACAGUCUGUCUCAAAUGUUUAGUAAGUGGGAUGAUCACUUUUUUGGGAGAUUGCUCCCAAAGUGUGUUAUUUAAAUUCACAAAUUCUCAUUUGGCUUGGAUCAUAUUUAUAUAAUUGGUCUUUCUUUAAGUGGCUGUCAUGUUGUCUGUGUUGGCUAAGGUUCCCUCUGGAGCUGUUGUCAACCUACAUUACAGAUGACCACAUGCUACAACCAGUGUCAAUGUUAUGUCACCGUUUGAGUAUGAACACUAUUCAUUUGUAUUUCAAAUGGCAUUUAAGACAUCUAAGGGACUGUAUGACAAUUAUUGGAGUGGGGGCUGAACCUUAUGUUUGACUUAAAAAGAAAAAAGAAAAAGCUAAGCCUUUCCCAGGUGCUAAACAUGCAUUAUAUGUAUAUGCUAAAUUCAACUUUGCCACAAGUCACAGCUGAGAGUUGGUUAGUGAAAACAUAUUCUUUAGAGAGAUAAUGUUCAGUCCCUACUAACUAAUAAUAACCCACAUCUACUAUGACUGUUUUGUAAUUAUUCAUUCUUUCUUUCCUUCUUUCUUUCAUACAGUCCCUAAUACCUUUCUAAUUUCUAGCUUUUUCCACUGUGUCUUCUCUGUGCUACGUAAAGAUCUAGUUAUAGUUUGCUGCAACACAUAUCAGUAUUUAAAUAAGACACCCUGCUAAACACAGACCAUGUUUCACAGACCUUUAGGGUGGACCUUGUCCUAUGCUGCACACAAGCAGCACAAGUGUGAUAUAAUACGAAUGUAAUGAAAUGUCAUGAAAUGUCAUUAACAUGAGUGUUUUACAUGAAGAGAUGUAUGGCUGUGGGAGACUUUGCAUAAUGUAUAAUAGGACAGAGAGUGAAUAAGAGAGUGAAAUUAUUUUUCUGUUGCUGGAAUAAACCUCAUGGAGCGAACAUACAUGACGUCAAACACAGUAGCACUGAUUUUAAAUGUGCAAAAGUAAAGUUCCAGAUUAAAGUUUUUAACAACACACGAAGGAUCUAAACUAACUGUGACAUAUACACAAAGACUGUUGAACCUUUUUUCCCCCAGAAAGAGCUGGUUACUUGUGAGUUUAUGGUUAUGCAAAGACUUUGGUGUCAGAUUCAAGGGUUAUUUUCUCUUUUCACAAGCUUUGAAUCAGUGUUCAUUACUGCCAGUCAAGUUGUUUUCCUUCAUGCUGGAAAUGGUUGAAACUGACACUUCAAAAGUCGAUGUAAUGUUCAGUGUCAUUAAAAAUACAAAACACUUUUUGGCUUUUAAAGUUAUUAGUUGAUCAUUUCCAAGUCACAAAAACAUGGGGGGGAAAUGUUGUGUCAUCCAAAGAGAGGGAAACCCCAGAAUGAAAGGACACAGUGCAUUAUGUUAAAUGUUGUGUAGUUCUGAUGUACACACUAGAAACUCUGAAUGUCUAUCAGUGUUUUCUCUCCACUUUCACUUCAUAUUUGUGUGCCGUUUUUGUUUGGCUCAGGAAAUUUACUGCUGCAGUCCACCUGACAUCAUUAAAGGGUUAAUCCGCGCUAAAUCCCAUAGAUUUUUGUCACACCCCCGUCAGUGAUGUCAGAGCAGGUGUUGUCAGUUGAUGGUGAACACCUGCUGUAAUCUUUGAUUCAGGUGUGACAAGAGGUUUGAGAAGCCCAGAUAACAGAGCUGGGUAUUGUUUGAACCACUUUCAAAAAAGAGGUUUUUAAAUUGUAACUAAUGACUGUAUCAGCUGUAAUCCAUAAGUAAGAACAACUACUGGGUUAUCAGGCUGUGAACAGUCCCUGUGACUAGUGAUCUGAAUUGAAUGAUUAUUAUUACUAAAUUAUCAAAAUUGUUGCCAGUUUAUUAUCUGUUGAACUAAUCAAUCUGAAAUCAGAUUAAUUGACAGAUUACAAUUUAACGUCUUUAUGAGGGAUUCCUUUUGCUAACACUUCCUCUUCUUUAACAUUUCUAAGCAGUAUAUAAACAUUUCAUACAUAAUUUAUACUGUAACACAUUAUUAUGUAGGUAUAAGAAGGCGUGUGUUUAUUAAUGUAUAUUUGCUAGUGAAUACUGCACAUAAAUAAACACAAUUAUCCUACUUAUGUCCAACUACAUGUUUUAGAAACCAUGUAUACUGAUUUUAAUGUAAACCUACUUUUAUAUUUUACACAAUUUUAACUUUCUGCUCUACAUUCUUUUUUAUUUAUUUAUUUUUUUACUGCAGAUUUCCCCCUGCCAUAUAAAGAUGCUCAGUUUAUUUUCCUCUGCUACAGGUUGCUUACUUCACACUCACUGCUGCCACCUGCUGUUCAGUUUCAUUUUUAGACUCCAGGGUUUUCUUUGAAGCUCUCUAAUCAAAAACAUGUAAAUCAAACAUGACUUCAUUGGGAAUAAUGUGAAAUUGACUCACUGGUGUGUUUUUAAUAAACCACCUCAGCUGCACUGCAAUUGAUUACGCAGCUUCAUGUUUGCAAAAUGUGUGCUGUCUUGCAUUUAUUUCUUGAGCCAAACUGUUCAGAAAUUAAAACAUAACCUUUUAAGGCAAAUGUAUCAAUCGUUUGCUCCCCUUCAAUCUGAAAAUAAAUCUGUAUGAAAUGUC
Molecule: messenger RNA, 11037 nt
Organism: Lates calcarifer (barramundi perch)
Lineage: Eukaryota; Metazoa; Chordata; Actinopteri; Centropomidae
Gene: clocka
Product: clock circadian regulator a
Exons: 23
Coding region: 2835-5495 (886 amino acids)
Biological process (GO): regulation of transcription by RNA polymerase II; circadian regulation of gene expression
Cellular component (GO): nucleus; CLOCK-BMAL transcription complex; cytoplasm
Molecular function (GO): DNA-binding transcription factor activity, RNA polymerase II-specific; E-box binding; protein dimerization activity
Source: RefSeq, a predicted model, not a curated record